Messenger RNA from Pieris brassicae (large cabbage white), 4751 nucleotides. RefSeq lists its product as uncharacterized. Gene Ontology annotation, biological process: neuromuscular junction development; positive regulation of protein tyrosine kinase activity. Lineage: Eukaryota; Metazoa; Arthropoda; Insecta; Lepidoptera; Pieridae. The transcript is spliced from 9 exons. Bases 435 to 3374 code for a protein of 979 amino acids. The record is from RefSeq and is a predicted model, not a curated record. Gene Ontology annotation, molecular function: protein kinase binding.
CAUCUAUUGCGAGACAAGAUUAGAUACCAACGUGUUCCUUUUGCGACGGACUGAUGGCGGUUGCGUGUUAUUGAGAUGUUUCCUGGUGUCGAUUGAAUUAACUUUGUUUGCAACUAACUUUAUUAUAUUCCCGAAAAUAGUCAUCUUUGCUUGAGAACUAAAGGCUUGGUCCUCUAAACAAUAAUGUGUUAAACAUCCUUUGGUGACAAAUUUAUGAAGGCUCCGGUUAGGAUUCGACAUUCUGACAUCGGACCGUAUAAUGAUCCGAUAGAGAUAAAAACUUUUCAAUCUAUGAGGCUUAUAAGUCGCAGAGAGCUUUCGUAACGAGUAGUGUAGUGUGGAGAAGUUUAGUGUGUGGUGUAGAGUGGGAAAGUGUGGUGUGACGAAGCUGGGCGUGGGAUGUGAUGUGAUGGUGUCUCAUAGAGGAGUACACGAUGGCGGACGACAAUACGAUCAUCGAAGGCACUGUCAAGUUUCGCGAUGGGAAAAAGUGGAAAUCCCGCUGGUGCGUAAUGCGGAAACUGUCUCCUGUCGCAGACUGCGUACACCUGUUGCUGUACCGCGACGCUCGCGCACUGUGGGGUGGCGCGGCCAGCAAAGCGGCCCUGUCGCUGCAGCGUUACGUAGGCUGCGAAACUGGCUUCACCCUCGACAAACAUUCCCAUACGUUAGCACUGCUCUGUGCCGACUUUACGGCUGUAUUGGCCUUCGAGACUCGCGAGCGCCUUAUGCAGUGGCAGGUGAAACUGGGGGCGCAUUUAGGCGACCCGCGCAACUACCUAGUACUGCUGGGUAGUGGUAAACCGGGGCCUGCUCGACUGCACCUCCAUCGCCGCAGUUGUGCUCUUUCAGUCGGUGUUCCACCGCGAUUACUGGGCGUCUGGAACAUCGCACAUCUUAGGCGCUACGGUGUCGUUGAUGGAAGAUUCUGUUUUGAAGGCGGAUCCCACUGUGGCAAGGGGGAGGGGCUACACAUCCUAAUCUCGGACCAGUCGGCAGACAUUUUGCGAGACUUUGAUCUUGCUUCUCGGGGACAGCUCUCACCAAAGCGGAGAACAAGUUCGUCGAAAAAAAAUGACGGUUUUGAAAGCCCGAAGUCUCAAAAAGCUUUUAGCAUGAACGCGCGGGUCGAGUUAAAAACAAUAGACAGAUCACUUCCUCCGACUGACUUACGCUUGUAUGAAGAUCCGUGUUGCGGUGAAGAGCCGGGCACUAUAUCCCCAUACUGGCCCUUUACUGAAAGGCACUUUGAUGACAUGGGGCUGGGAGACACAUCCUCGGUCAACGAUAUGACAGACGGUAAUGAUCCCGCUCCUUGGAGUGCCAACGGACAUGUAAUGUUGGAGAGAUGUAUGAGCUGUAUUUCAAAACUCGGCGCUCUUUCAAGAUCUUCAACUGCUGCAUUGACUCCGGGCGCAAAGCACUUUAAUCCCGCUUGGACGAUGGAAGAAGUAGACGAAUCAAACAAAAAUGGCGUGCCGUGUGACAGGGAAAAGGUUCUAGAAUCCUUAGCGAAUCCUCAAGAUGAAAAUAUAUGUCGCUGUGGAGUGGAACAGAUUCCGGACCGACCUCCAAAACCCACGAAACUAGACUUAAAAUUGACACGAAAACCGCCGAUGCCACUGCCCGUCAGAUCUUUUAGUCACGCACAAUUAUCAUCAAUUCAAGAGAACUCUUCAUCUAGUAUAGGACCAUAUGAAAAUUAUGAUGUCCCAAAAAUACAUUCAGCAGAGGUCGAAGGUGAAUAUUAUGAUACACCUAAAAGGCUUAAAGAAUGUUUAAAUAACGAGUUAUUUAAAAUGACAAAAAGUUCUACAAUGAAUACAAUAGUAAUGAAAAAGUCAUGCGGCUGUUUACUUAAAUUUGGGAAAAAACCAAAAACACCAACUGUGGUAGACUCAGACGAAACGUUUCCACAGUCCAGCUGCCCCUGUCAAAAAGUUACAGAUUGGGCAAACAACUGGAUUAAGUUACCUUACUGCAACAAGAAUCCCGAGAACCCAGGAAACUUAGUGUCUUUUAAAGAAACCGUCAAACCUACCAUUAUUGACAAAAGUGCAUUGUACGCCACGAUAGAUCUCUCUCAAAAGACACGAAGAAAAUCUCUUCAAUAUGAAUAUUGUAUCCCAGAUAACAUUGAAAAAUUCAAAAGUUUAGAAUAUAAUGAAAUCGACGAUGGACCACUUGCUAACUACGAAAAUUUGAAUUUUGCUUUAUCUUUAGAACAUUACGAAAACGCUAAAGAACUAUUCAAGAAAGCCGGUGUGACUCAACGUGAACUUGACGCACUGAGCGCUAAUCUUAAUCGAACUGGUACCGUUAGACCCAAGGAACGAACUACCAAACAUGAAAUUAUGUGUACAAAGUGCGGAAACCCUCAAGAAAAAGAGAACCGUCCCAAAGGGAUUUCGCACGAUGAAUAUUUGAUGAUGGAGCCUAAUACUACAGACAGUAUCCAGUUCGAUCAGGAAAAACCAUUGCCAUCCGGAUAUACCCCGAUGUCGCCCAUAAGUGGUUUUACUUUUCACACUUUAAAGCAUCCUGCAAAAAACCCAAUCAGUCGAUUGCUGGAUGAAAAGUCUGCUAGUAACCCCACUCUCUGUGGUUCAGAGGAGAUCAGGACCCCGGCUGAAGACGGUGAACAAGUACAGCUUAGAGCGGUCAGAGAGCGUACCGAUUGCCGCAAGCGCUCCAGUUCCGCAGACUCCUCUCGUUUCCUUGAGGACGUUAAAGAGUUCGAAGGCAGCCGCGGGUCAACUUCUUCCAUCGAAACGCUACGGGACAUCGGUGCAGGCGGUACACCCUGCGAAUGCGCCGCAAAACACUCGGAUGCGGAUAGUUCGGAGGCUUCCAAGACUAAGGGUACGGUGAUUCCGUCUGGCAGCAACAGGGAUUCGUCUAGCUCCAACGAUUCCGGGGUUUCAUCGUGGUCGCUCCGCGGUGAUGCGUGUACGGCGGGCGAUUUUGAACUUCCAGUAACGACGGCGGCGGUACGACGGCGGUACCGCUCGGCACGGAGAGCGCACGCUCCACCCCACACGGCCCCGCGCCGCUCGCGCUCCAGCGGCGGGGUGCGCAACUCGCCUCUGCCCUCGCACAAAUGCUGCUCUGCUGAGGCUGAAGUGCCAGUUCUUACUAAUAAGCCACUACGAGGCGUAGCGGUGACAGACAGCCGCAGUACGUCCAGCGGCACCUCGGACAUGUCAGACUACAUCGAAACCCUCUCUAUUUGCUCUUCACACUCGUCUUCCGACACACCCGUGACCAUGAGGGUGGUCCGGCAUACAACAAGUACGCUGCGGCCGCGUUCGGGCAAGGAGUAUAGCCCGCUGGCUGCGGGGUUGAGGGCCGCCAACCAACCCUACCGACACUAAGCUUCAAACUCUUCAUGAUUUUUCAAUCGACUUUAUUUAAUUGCUAUACGCUUACAAACGUAAUCUAUCGAAGAAAUAAUUGUAAUUGAUCAAGUAUUUAAAAAAAAAAUUGGUUCGAGAUACUUGUAAAUACUAGUUUAAGCUUUGAUUUUUUCUUUGGUUUAAUAGGUUUACAAAAGUCUAAAAUGGUUUUCACGCCAUUUUUACUCUUCAUAGUAUACUAUAUUAUUCAUGCCAUAAAAAUUUCUAGUCAUAUUAAUAUAUUUAAAAUUCAAUUAUAUUUAAUGAGAUUGUGUAAUUGAAUAUAUUAAAAAACAAGUUUUAUUUAUGGUGACUAUUACUUUUGUUAUAUUAUUUUGGUAGAGAAGGUCCGUCCACUCUCGGUUUGCUGUCUUCGCUAGGACUCACUUAUAUCGUAUUAUCAUGUAAUUAAUAUAUCAAAUAACACGAUAACCUAAUACCAUGUAAUAUUUCAUUAUCAUCAGUCGCGGUGCACGCGCCGCUAAUCAGCUCGAACGCACAUAAUCUAUUAUCGGCUACGACACGACGAUCUGUUACAUAGGAUAAGGAUAAUAAACUUUUUUUAUUGUAUAAACUUAUAUAAACUUGUACUCUAACUUUUAUCAAAGUCGAAAACGUUUUAUAAAUUAUUGUUAAUAAAGAAAACUAAACGAAUUACAGAACAGGUACUGUUUACACAACUACCCGGUCGUUGGUUCGAUUUCACCAAUUCCCACCAUCUUACAUGGAUUGCUUUCUAGUCAUUUGUAAAAGUAUUAUACGUACAUACAUAUUUUUUAAACAUUGCAGAGCGGGCAAUGCAACGAUGCAAUAUGUCUGGUGUACGCUCGCCGGUAGGCAACUGUUUACAACGAUGCUCGUAUCUUGUUAUAAUGAAAUUUUGAUAUUAAGAGUUUAUUUAUUGUAAGUUAAUUUAUUGUGAAUAAUGCAUUUUCAAGUCUGAAUGUGUGUGUAGUUGAAGUCGAGUCUCGUCUCGCUCUGCGGCCUCCUUCGCGUCAGCUCCUAACGAUUCGGCGGCAAAGCGUACGUUUAGUCGCUUAAUCGUGUGAUUCUGAUGAAAAGGUGUCCGCGUUGAUUUCGCGGCUCGAUGCAGUUCCUUAUAAGCAACCUUUUUAAUGUAUACAAAUCGGGAUACAAUUUUAAAGUCUCGACUGCAACGAGCCCGGGGUCAGUGUAACUAUAGCAAUAAGCGGUGCAACAAAAGUUGAUCGCGUGUAAAGUAUACAAUGCCGUAAAAUAACUAUUCUAAAUGAAUUCUGAUUUCGUCGAAUUCGCGGCGGUUGUUUAGAUUUACGCUAGAAUGAAUUUAUAACUAACUAAUGUUAACUCAAAUUUCUGAAUAAAAAAUGAACUGAA